Molecule: messenger RNA, 720 nt
Organism: Petromyzon marinus (sea lamprey)
Lineage: Eukaryota; Metazoa; Chordata; Hyperoartia; Petromyzontiformes; Petromyzontidae
Source: RefSeq, a predicted model, not a curated record
AUGGAAAUUCACGGUGCAGCCUUCCUUGUGGGUCUUGUAUCACAGACGCGACGACUGUGUCGAGUGACCACCGAGUGCCGAGUGACCACCGAGUGUCCAGUGACCACCGAGCGCCGAGUGACCACCGAGUGUCCAGUGACCACCGAGUGUCCAGUGACCACCGAGCGCCGAGUGACCACCGAGUGUCGAGUGACCACCGAGUGUCGAGUGACCACCGAGCGCCGAGUGACCACCGAGUGUCGAGUGACCACCGAGUGUCACGCGAAUCGAGUGACCACCGAGCGCCGAGUGACUACCGAGUGUCCAGUGACCACCGAGUGCCGAGUGACCACCGAGUGUCACGCGAAUCGAGUGACUACCGAGUGUCCAGUGACCACCGAGCGCCGAGUGACCACCGAGUGUCCAGUGACCACCGAGUGUCCAGUGACCACCGAGCGCCGAGUGACCACCGAGUGUCGAGUGACCACCGAGUGUCGAGUGACCACCGAGCGCCGAGUGACCACCGAGUGUCGAGUGACCACCGAGUGUCACACGAAUCGAGUGACCACCGAGCGCCGAGUGACUACCGAGUGUCCAGUGACCACCGAGUGUCGAGUGACCACCGAGUGUCGAGUGACCACCGAGUGUCCAGUGACCACCGAGUGUCCAGUGACCACCGAGUGUCGAGUGACCACUGAGUGUCCAGUGACCACCGAGCGCCGAGUGACCACCGAGCGUUGA